UUCUCUCUCAAGGGUUAUUCUCUCAUUUUUCUUCCUCUCUAAUCCUCUCUCUAAGGUAAGUCCUCUCAGUUCCUAGCUGUGUAUUUUGUGAAGUUUGAGAACCGGUGAUCUUGUUUCCGGUGACGCGGAGACUGAUUAUAUCUCCUUCGUCCCUUUGUUUGAUUGAUUUUGUGAGUGGUGUGUUCUUGUCAACUGUAAGUCAAAUAAAUCUAGGGUUUGUCAUCAAAAGUAGAUCGAUAGUUGCGAGAGGAUAGGAGCUAGUGAGUUGUUUGGUCGCAUCUUUGGGUGUCGGCUCUUGUCAUCUAUUGUUUGAAUCGUUUUUAAGUGGAUGUACUAGGGGCAAAGCCACUAUAAAAUUUGUUAACUUUAAGUGAUUUUGAUUUUUCAUAAAAACUUACUUUAUACUAUCUUUCAUUACAUUUUUUUAUUUGAUUUCUUGAGGUUUUCAUUGUUAAAAUCUAUUUUCAGGUCAUAUUGUAAUUACAAUAACUUUUCAGUCUUGGAAGGUUUUAGUUUGCAGAUUGAACUAUGGCAAGCAUAAAGAAAUAAAAUCUUAUCUCUAGAAAGGAUUCCGAGGCAAUGACGCCGGCUGCAUACUCCAACCCAACAACUGUGGUUGGGUGGACCUGCCAACAUGCUAGGAAACUUAGGCUCAACCCCUUAGGUUCAACCAAUUUCAAAAGAUUCAAACAACAUAUUCUCAAUUUCAACGGUGGAGAGAAUAUUCUAAGAAAAAUUAGGGAUGCUACGACAACAGAACCUGGGAUUGUUUAUGUGAAAGAAACCAGUUGGACCUUAUCAUGGGCCACAAUAUGCCUUCUUGUGCAAUAUUGCAAACCCACAAUGUACAAGGGUCUAUUUGAAAUUGUUUCAAUAGUCGGUACAUUUGUUCCGUUUAAAGAUGGAACUGUAAGUGACAAAAAGGGAAGGAUGAAUACAACAUUACUUUGUCCUGAUGGAAAUCUAUUCAGUGGUAGAGUAGAAGAUCCUGUGAAUACGGCAACUUCUGGACAGAUUAGUUUCGAAGUCGAAGGUUUAAUUUUCUUGUUGAACGAUGGCGCGCACAAAGACAACUCACAGAGAGAGGACUGUGGCGCCAGCCAGGAACCUCAGGCCCACACCCUCAGGAUCUAUCGAAGAGCAUAUCCUCACCGUCAACAAAGGGGAGGAUAUAUUCAGAAAAAUAAUGGAAGUUGCGACGAUAGAACCAGGGGUUGUGUUCGUGAAUGCAACCGGUGGGAUCUUGUCGCUCGCCACAAUCUGCCAUUAUGGGCAAGAAUGGGAACACUCAAUAUAUGAGGGUCAGUUAGAACUUGUUUCAAUGGUUGGUACAUUUGCUCCAUUUAAGGAUGGGGUUCUAAGUGGCAAAAAGGGUAGGAUGAAUAUCACGUUACUUUGUCCUGAUGGGGAG
Molecule: messenger RNA, 1411 nt
Organism: Andrographis paniculata
Lineage: Eukaryota; Viridiplantae; Streptophyta; Magnoliopsida; Lamiales; Acanthaceae
Product: AT-hook motif nuclear-localized protein 1-like
Exons: 8
Coding region: 580-1299 (239 amino acids)
Molecular function (GO): minor groove of adenine-thymine-rich DNA binding
Source: RefSeq, a predicted model, not a curated record